AUGGCGGGCACGGCGAAGCCGAGGGAGCUGCUGAAAGCGCGGCGGGACGCGGGCAAGGCCGGGGCGCUGGGCCGGCUGCUGAGCACCUCGGCCACGAAGGUGCUGCUGCACAAGAUCGAGUUCCAGCCCGCCAGCCACGGCUUCUCCGGCCAGCCGGAGCUGCUGCGGGCCAAGUACCUGCUGCUCAACCCCCGCACCGAGCCCGCCGAGCACCCCCGCGGCGCUGAGGAGGGACAGCCGGGCAAGCAGGGCAGCGACCGGACCCCGGGGCGCCUCGGGGACGGCGUCCCUGCGCCCCAGAAGGGGCUGUUCCCUGCAGGGCGCCUCGCCAUGCAGUGGCAGCGUGUCCAGCGCAUCGGCGCCGGGCUGCUCAACCUGGGAAACACCUGUUUCCUCAACGCCACCCUGCAGUGCCUCACGUACACGCCACCGCUCGCCAACUACCUGCUGUCCAGGGAGCACAGCCGCACCUGUCACCAAAGCGGCUUCUGCAUGAUGUGCGUCAUGCAGAACCACGUCACGCAGGCGUUCGCGAACAGCGGCAGCGUGAUAAAGCCAGUGUCCCUUGUCCGAGACCUCAAGAAGAUCGCCCCGCACAUCCGCUUGGGCAGGCAAGAGGACGCACACGAGUUCCUCCGUUUCACCAUCGAUGCCAUGCAGAAGGCCUGCCUGCCCGACUGCACCGAGUUGGAUCGCCAGACCCAAGCCACCACCCUGAUCCACCAGAUCUUUGGCGGUUCCCUGCGGUCCCGUGUGAAGUGCUCGAUGUGCAAAGCAGUCUCGGACACCUUUGACCCCUGUCUGGACCUGCCGGUGGAGAUCACGCAAGCCGCAAACGUAGAGCAGGCACUGGAGCUGUUUGUGAAGCCAGACCUGCUGGGCGGAGAGAACGCCUACCUGUGUGACAAAUGCAAGAAGAAAGUGUCGGCAACCAAACGCUUCACCAUCCACCGAGCGCCCAGGGUUCUCACGCUUGCUUUGAAGCGUUUUGCCGACUUCACCGGAGGCAAGAUCACAAAGGUGAGUGCUCAGCAAUCCAGAGCGGGGCUGUGUCCUGUCCCGAGGCCCUGCUGCCCCGAGCAGGGUGGGAGGUGGUUCUGUGCGCGGUACGAGCUCUACCGCAGUCCUGCAGCCCUUCCCCAGCUGUGCUGUGCUGUGGACGUGGGCUACCCUGAGCUCCUGAACAUCCGCCCGUACAUGUCCCAGACCAGCAGGGAUCCGGUCAUGUACGGGCUCUAUGCGGUGCUGGUGCACUCGGGGUACAGCAGCCACGCAGGACACUACUACUGCUACGUGAAGGCCAGCGACGGGCAGUGGUACCAAAUGAAUGACAACGUGGUCCGCCCCAGUAACAUCAAGGUGGUCCUUAACCAGCAGGCGUAUGUGCUGUUCUACCUCAGGAUCCCCAGCCCCAGGAAGAGCUCAGAGGGUCCCGUUUCCAAAGCUGCCUCCAGCCUGCCUGGCCGUGUCAAGCUGCCUUCUGGGUCACCGUCACCCAAGCUGGCCCUGAAAGCCAAACGCGCGGCUGCAGCUUUUCCCGGUGACACAGCCCAGAGGUCCAAGAAGCCGCGCUCCUCGCAGCCGCCACCCGCGCCCAGAGCAGCUCCAGGACUUUGUGGCCCCAGUCACACCAGUGGGGCCAAAGCGCAGGUUCCCCGGAAGCGCUGCUGGGAGCCCGGGCCCCUGCCCGCCUCCCCUGGGCUGCCGGAGCCCAUCCCCAGCCAGGAGCCGUGGGGCAGCGGGGAGAACACCGGGACACCGGCAAGGGACCCUCGCAGCAGGGCUUCUGCCAGCCUGGUGCUGGCAAAGCUGAAAGCCUUCUUGUCGGCCAGGGCUGCUCCGCAGCCCAGCAGCACCAUGUCACCACCACCGGCCAAGAAGCUGGCGUUUUCCGACACAUAG
Messenger RNA from Columba livia (rock pigeon), 1902 nucleotides. RefSeq names its product ubiquitin carboxyl-terminal hydrolase 36-like. Gene Ontology annotation, cellular component: cytosol; nucleus. Gene Ontology annotation, biological process: regulation of apoptotic process; protein deubiquitination. NCBI's taxonomy places the organism in Eukaryota, Metazoa, Chordata, Aves, Columbiformes, Columbidae. The transcript is spliced from 11 exons. Gene Ontology annotation, molecular function: cysteine-type deubiquitinase activity. The coding region runs from base 1 to 1902 and encodes 633 amino acids. The record is from RefSeq and is a predicted model, not a curated record.